UUUUUUUAAUGUUAUUCCGUGCCUUAUAGACAGUAAGCACAUUCAAUGAGUAGCCUGUGACCCGCGGACUGCCACGGCCAGACGCCGGGCUGAAGCGAGCCGGCUGAGGGAGGAAAUGCGACGACAUUCUAAGAAGAAUGUUUUUUUGGCAGUGCUGCUCAUCAUCGGAGGAUUAUAUUUCAUUAGCCAUUCGAACUUCCUUAUUGCUGGCCCAGCAAGGCCACAGGAACCAAUCCCAAAUGAGUUAAGUUGGCAAACGGAGAGGUUGGUUAGUAAGGAGUCCUGGGUGGAACGGGGGGACUACCUGCCUCUCAAUGUGUCCUAUCAGCUACUGGCUGGAGCCCCAUCUACUCAACAGAGGUUUUUAUCAGUUGGAUUAUCAUCGGUGAAGAGGAAGAAGGGCAGCUAUCUAAUCCCCACCUUGCAGUCCCUCUUCUCCCAGUCCUCUCCUGAAGAGCGCUCCUCCAUGGUGGUGGUAGUGCUGCUAGCAGAUUUCGAUGUCAGCUGGAGAGUCACUACAGUGAGGGAGAUCAAAACUGCAUUUGCCUCGGAGCUAGAACAGGGCCAGCUGGUGGUCCUCCAUGUUCCUCAGGAUGUUUACCCUCCUGUUACAGGUCUAAAGAGGAACUACAACGAUGCUCCAGAAAGGGUAACGUUCCGCUCCAAGCAGAACCUGGACUACUCCUUCCUGAUCCACUACUGUGCCAGCCUUGGUCGAUACUACCUCCAGCUGGAGGACGAUGUCUCCUCUGCAAAAAAUUUCCUUUCCACCAUCAGGAGGCGCGUUGAGGAGCAAGAGGCGAGGAAGACCACCUGGGCAAUGCUGGAGUUCUCGGCCCUCGGCUACAUCGGCAAACUCCACAAAUCGUCUCAUCUUCCUGUCCUGGCCCGCUUUCUCUUCCUCUUCUACCAGGAAAUGCCCUGUGACUGGCUGAUGACGCGCUUCCGAGAGUUGAUGACUCAGAAAGAGACAAUCAUCUUCAAACCCUCGCUGUUCCAGCACAUGGGGACUUUCUCCUCGUUCCAAGGGACAUACAACAAGCUGAAGGACAAGGACUUUGAGGAGGAUUUCUAUACCAAUCCUUUAGCUGACGUUUAUUCUGAUAUGUCGACGUACAAGAAACAAUUCCCCAAACUGGCCUGGGAACCUGGCGAGGGAUUUUUCUGGGGGCGCUCCCCGGAAAAAGGAAACCACCUGACUGUGGUGUUCACAGACCCGACAGUCGUGACGGGGAUCUAUGUAGAAACAGGGUCAGGGGGCAAAGACCUCCUAGAGUCGGCUCACGUGCAGCUAGGCCACGACGUGAUUACCACAGAGAAAGAGGAGAAGAGUUGUAAAGAGUUCCAGACAGUGGGGACGUUAGAGAAUGGGAAGUUUGAGAUGCAGGACAUGGACAAACAGUAUGGCUAUGGGUCCUCCUGUCUGAGGAUACAAGUCACAGCUGCACAGAAGGAUUGGGUGAUCAUCAAGAAAAUCAGGAUCUCAACAAAGCCCAGUACACCUCCACGCCAAGCCUAGGAGUGAAAGUGUUCUCCCGGCGGCCGAUGAAGGAUUUCUCUUUAUUUGAUCUGCAGGACGUUGUAUUUAGGCUGGACAUGUGACUUUAGUGCCUUGUUUAACAAAUUCAUAGACAACACAACAAUCCAGGUCUUAACGCCACUGUGUGAAGCUACUGUAAACGAUUAUGUCUGAUUAAGCUUCGUGAUAACUUGUUGUGUGUUCAUCUACAGGAAAGCAGCUGCAAAGGCCAGAAGUAUAAACGAUGUGUUCGCACAAAACCAUGCACAUGCCUUUUCACACACAUAUUUAUAAUGUGCACCUCCCGUGUACCAUACCACUGUGUGUACACCCUUUUUUAUAGAGCAAGCCAUGUGGGAUAUGUUGAAGUGGAAAUGAAAAAUAAUGUGAGACAUAGAAUGUAAAAAAGAUCAAGACAGACAAUUUCACAAUUGGCUUCUGUUUCUAAUUAUCGUUUUUUGCUGUACACACACACACACACAAACACACACACACACACACACACCUGUUUGUUGCAGCAACACACACUUAAUUUGUGCUACAUUUUAUUUUCCCAUUUGUUUCCCUAAAUUAGAUCAUCUAUCAUGAGACAUUCUGUAAACAGUUAUUAACAAAAUAAUUGUUAGCUAUGUAAUUGCUAUUUAUGAGCCUUCGAUGAGAAUUGAGGCAUCACUGCUGUGAACAACACUGCCGAUGCUAUAAAUAGCUGCAGCUGUGCACAACUGUUGUGCGUAAGGAUGGCUGCUCUGGCUUCAUGGGAAGGAUCUUGCAAAUGAGAUUAUAAGAUGAGAACGAGUAUUUCUUUUAUUGUUCUGGUGUCCUGGCUCGCGCUUUAGGCUUCCAGGGGCUUCAAGGGUCCGGCUUUAGAGCGCCAGACCCAGAGAAACCAUGCAAUUACUGUCAAUCUUCAGGUAACUCUUGGGUUCCUUGCAACGGGGCAUUUCAGAAGGAGCUGGGGGACCGGUCUGGAAUAUCUCAGUCAACAUUAAGCCGUGUCAUGUCCAUCAUGUGUGUUAGCCAGGGCUGCACUGUCAUUCUCACUACCUAACAAGCUGCAGAGAUUGGCGCCUUUGCUGGAGGAUUCACUUGUCCGGAUUGGUCGGGCGUUUUCAUACUGGCUCUAAUCAGUUUUCGACCUCUGACGUCUCCAGUCCAGUCCACCAAUCCCACGGCUGUGAUGUGCAUUCAUGUUGAUUUGUAAUGACAUCCAGGACUCCCAACCGGGACUGCUGUGACUUUCAUUGAACAGUUCACCACUGUGCUUCUUAGAGACGUUAAAUGGGAUGCUGUGUAUUCGAACCAUGGGUUUCCGCUUGAAAAAUUGAACUAAUUUUGGGACUGGGCAGGGAUUUGUUUAUUUUUGUGUGUUUUGCAUUUUCCUUUUCUUUGUUCUCAAAUCGACAGUCGUUGCUCCUUUAAUUAAAGGUGCACUAAGACUGAACGAUAUUGUGUUUUAGCAUCGACAUCGCGAUGUG
This is a messenger RNA of Etheostoma cragini (Arkansas darter), 2994 nucleotides long. RefSeq names its product alpha-1,3-mannosyl-glycoprotein 4-beta-N-acetylglucosaminyltransferase C. Gene Ontology annotation, molecular function: acetylglucosaminyltransferase activity. NCBI's taxonomy places the organism in Eukaryota, Metazoa, Chordata, Actinopteri, Perciformes, Percidae. Bases 116 to 1519 code for a protein of 467 amino acids. Gene Ontology annotation, biological process: protein N-linked glycosylation. The transcript has 5 exons. The record is from RefSeq and is a predicted model, not a curated record.